GCACCUGCCAUCUCUCGCUCCAUCUCAUACCCUCGCGAUGGGCGCGGCCACCGCAAUCCGAGCGCUCCGCUGCUGCCCCCAUCGGACGACGCCUAUCCUCCUCUCCUCAUCUCCUCCCGUGCUCUCUUUGCGAACCCUAACCUCUCGCCACGCCCACGGCUCGAUUCUCCGGCUGGGAUUCCCCCCUCUUCCGCCGUGGAUCGGUCUCAAGCACAUCGGCGUCUCAUUCCCGCGAGGUUAUGGCCAGAGAGAAAAGAAGGGUAAAUAUCGUGGUAAAGUUGUUUAUGCUUCUUUGUUUGGUGUUGGAGCCCCGGAAGCGCUGGUUAUUGGAGUGGUGGCUUUGCUGGUCUUCGGUCCUAAAGGACUAGCCGAAGUGGCACGCAACUUGGGAAAGACUUUGCGAGCUUUCCAGCCAACACUAAAAGAGCUUCAGGAAGUGUCAAAGGAAUUCAAGAGCACCCUUGAACGGGAGAUAGGACUUGAUGAAGUUGCAUCUUCUACAAAUUACAACAGCAAGCCCACUCCAAAUGUGAAUGAAAAUCAAAGAGCUGUAUUUGACACAAAUGGCAAGCCUUCAGCCGGACCAUACACCAGUGAAGAGCUUCUGAAAAUCACAGAAGACCAGCAGUCUGCAUCUACUACAAGAACCCAAACAGAAGCGCCCACUUCUGAAGAACAACCACAAGCAGCAUCAUCAACGUCAGAAGUUGCAGCUGCCAAUCCGUCAGAAACUACAGCUUCUGCUGCUUCAGAAACUGCUGCUCAAGUACCUUCAUAUGAGAAGGCAGAGAAUGAUGGAUAAUAAUUUCGGCAGGCAUCAUCAUAGCAAGCAAUUGGUCGAGAGGACAGCAGUUUUCCCAGAUUAAAUAUGUGAGCUAAAAGUUUAGAACUUUCUGGUGAGUGAAUUUUGUACUCCUUGCAUCGAUCAUCUUUUUGUAUAUCGAGACGUGGAGAUGGGCAUGGCACCAAUAAUGGUUCAGAGUUUUAAAGCUAGCUGGGAUAUGUAAUGCAUCAUUUCCCUCACGAGCAGCAAGUGUUGUAUGAUUAUUUUACAUUGUUAAGAAUCAUCUGAGAAAAUCUGAUAAUCUGUCAUCCGUGGAUUAAUAUGUAAUUUAUGAGGAACAGAAUCACAUA
Phoenix dactylifera (date palm) is the source of this 1134-nucleotide messenger RNA. Its product is annotated as sec-independent protein translocase protein TATB, chloroplastic-like. Gene Ontology annotation, cellular component: membrane. NCBI's taxonomy places the organism in Eukaryota, Viridiplantae, Streptophyta, Magnoliopsida, Arecales, Arecaceae. The record is from RefSeq and is a predicted model, not a curated record. Gene Ontology annotation, biological process: protein transport by the Tat complex.